Heteronotia binoei (common prickly gecko) is the source of this 4704-nucleotide messenger RNA. It is a transcript of the gene ATP7A, whose product is annotated as ATPase copper transporting alpha. Gene Ontology annotation, molecular function: ATP hydrolysis activity; ATP binding; ATPase-coupled monoatomic cation transmembrane transporter activity. Lineage: Eukaryota; Metazoa; Chordata; Lepidosauria; Squamata; Gekkonidae. Gene Ontology annotation, biological process: monoatomic cation transport. The record is from RefSeq and is a predicted model, not a curated record. Gene Ontology annotation, cellular component: membrane. The transcript is spliced from 23 exons. The coding region runs from base 152 to 4675 and encodes 1507 amino acids.
UGCUGCUUCCCUGGCAACUUAGCAUGAAGAGGUUGCUGCUGUGUGGAGAAGAGAGAAGUGACGGCUUGACCUUGACCCUGACCGCAGCAGCCAGCGUGUGAGCCAGCUGAGUUGGGUGUGUCUUGUAAAGAAAUGCCAAGUGGUCAACAGAAUGGAUCUGCCAUCAGGAGCCAAAUCAGUUCUUGUCCUUGUGGAGGGGAUGUCAUGCAAUUCUUGCGUGGAGACCAUUGAGAAGCAUGUUGGAGAACUGAAUGGUGUCCAUGGUGUUAAAGUCUCAUUGGACGAUAAGAAUGCAGCCAUUAUCUAUGAUCCUGGACUGCAAACUCCAGAAUCGCUAAAGGAAGUUAUCGAAGACAUGGGAUUUGUGACUGCUCUUGCAGAUAUGAACCCGCAGUCCAUUUUACCAGACACCCUUUUCAUUGCAAUUCCGGCUCAAUCAACUGCAAUAUGCGAACGUAUCCGUACCACCCUGCUGAAGGCCAAAGGCAUCUUGGAUGUGAAAAUCUCUUCUGAUAAAAAAUCUCUGGUGGUAACGUUUUUAUCCUCAGUUAUAAACAGUAAGCAGGUCAGGCAAAUAGUGCCAGAAUUAAAUUCAGCUAGUGCAGCACAUGAGAGUAAUCCAGAAAUGUACAACGAUUUGAACUUACCCCAAUCCAGCGAUGUUGUCCUAAGGAUGAAAGUGGAGGGGAUGACGUGCCAUUCCUGCACCAGUACUAUUGAAGGGAAGAUUGGCAAGCUCCAGGGGGUCACCCGGAUUAAAGUUUCCUUGGACACUCAGGAUGCUGUGGUGGUGUUUCAGCCUCAUCUCAUCACAUCAGAGGAAAUCAGAAACCAAAUCGAAGCUGUAGGGUUUAAGGCAUCUAUAAAAAAACAGCCGAAGCCUCUCAGACUGGGUGCUAUUGAUGUGCAGCGACUAAAGAACACACCUGCCAAAUCCUCAGAAGGAGUUCUGCAGGAACACCCGGAGCAUGUGCACUGCUUAGAGACUGCUAAAUUCAAAGUUGAUGGCAUGCACUGUCAUUCAUGCGUCCUCAAUAUCCAGAGCACCAUAUCAGCACUCCCCUCAGUAACUAGCAUAGCAGUUUCUUUAGAGGACAAGUCUGCUGUUGUGAAGUAUAAUCCCAGCCUAAUCACCCUCGGUGCACUAAGAAGAGCCAUAGAAUCUGUGUCGCUGGGGACUUUCAAGGUCAGCCUUCUUGAUAUACCUGAAAACUCUGAACUCUUGAACGUGCCCCAGUCUCCAGUGAAGUCUCCUCGGAGAGAGGUCAGCAGCACCAUGCAUCCCCUGACGACCGUCACGGUGAUAAAUAUAGAGGGAAUGACCUGCAAUUCCUGUGUGAAGUCAAUUGAGGGCGUAAUUUCCCAAAAACCAGGUGUGAAAUCGGUAUGUGUGUCACUUCUGCAUCAUAAUGGGACUAUAGAAUACGAUCCCAUACUCACCUCACCAGAUGACUUAAAAAACGCAAUUGAGGACAUGGGCUUUGAUGCAUCCUUGACAGGGCUGGCCACCUCAGACGCCAUGGUGCUACAGACUCAGCCCUCACAGGAGAAGCUGGCAGAGUCUCAGAAUAAUACAUUCUCCAGUGUGGAACUUCACUCCAGGCUGUCACCUGCUCACAAUAAGCAGGAAUCCAAGGAGCCGUCCAAGUGUUACAUUCAAGUCACUGGCAUGACGUGCGCUUCAUGCGUGGCGAACAUUGAGAGGAAUCUGAGGAGAGAAAAUGGCAUACACUCCGUGCUUGUUGCAUUGAUGGCUGGCAAGGCAGAAGUGAGGUAUGAUUCUUCCGUCAUCCAGCCAUCUUCUGUAGCAGAGUUGAUUCGAGAGCUGGGAUUUGGAGCUACAGUUUUGGAGAACUAUGACGAAGGAGAUGGCAUCCUGGAACUUGUAGUGAGAGGAAUGACAUGUGCCUCGUGCGUACAUAAAAUAGAGUCCACGCUUAUGAAAAAAAGGGGGUUUUUGUACAUCUCAGUGGCUCUUGCAACCAACAAAGCCCACAUUAAGUAUGAUCCUGAGAUUGUUGGCCCUCGGGAUAUUUUACAGCUCAUAGAGAGUUUAGGGUUUCAUGCUUCCCUAGUAAAGAGGGAUAGAUCUGCCAGUCACUUAGAUCACAAACAAGAAAUAAGGCAAUGGAAGCGGUCUUUUGUCAUCAGUCUGAUCUUCUGCAUCCCUGUCAUGGGGCUCAUGAUUUACAUGAUGGUUAUGGACAGUCACUUGUCAGCUAUGCACAAGCAAAUGAACCUUACCCAUGAGGAAAUAGAAGCCUAUCAUUCAUCGAUGUUCCUGGAGCGCCAGAUCUGUCCUGGAUUGUCAGUGAUGAAUUUGCUUUCCUUCCUAUUGUGUGUCCCUGUGCAGUUAUUCGGAGGCUGGCAUUUCUACAUCCAAGCAUACAGAGCUGUGAAGCAUCGGGCUGCCAAUAUGGAUGUCCUGAUAGUUUUGGCAACCACCAUUGCCUUUGUGUACUCCCUGGUGGUCAUUCUGGUUGCUAUGGCCGAGAAGGCAAAGGUCAAUCCAGUGACCUUCUUUGACACACCACCAAUGCUCUUCGUGUUCAUUGCGCUGGGGAGGUGGCUGGAGCACAUGGCAAAGGGUAAAACAUCAGAAGCCCUUGCAAAAUUAAUUUCACUACAAGCAACAGAAGCAACUAUUGUUACUUUAGGCCCAGACAACAGCCUUGUAAGUGAAGAGCAAGUUGAUGUAGAACUGGUUCAGCGUGGUGACAUUGUCAAAGUGGUCCCGGGAGGCAAAUUUCCAGUAGACGGCCGAGUUAUCGAAGGGCAUUCUAUGGUGGAUGAAUCGCUUAUCACAGGCGAAGCAAUGCCGGUGACUAAAAAGCCUGGCAGUACCGUCAUUGCAGGUUCCAUUAAUCAGAAUGGUUCCCUGCUGAUUUCUGCGACUCAUGUUGGAGCUGAUACAACUCUUUCCCAGAUUGUCAAACUUGUGGAAGAAGCACAAACCUCGAAGGCCCCAAUUCAGCAGUUUGCAGACAAACUUAGCGGCUACUUUGUUCCUUUCAUUGUCGGCGUGUCCGUGGUUACACUUUUUGCCUGGAUUGUGAUUGGGUUUGUCGAUUUUGAAAUUGUGGAAACCUAUUUUCCUGGUUACAAUAAGAGCAUUUCAAGGACUGAAGUGAUAAUCCGUUUUGCUUUCCAAGCCUCCAUUACAGUGCUGUGUAUUGCCUGUCCUUGUUCAUUGGGAUUAGCAACCCCAACGGCUGUGAUGGUGGGUACUGGGGUUGGAGCACAAAAUGGCAUCUUGAUUAAAGGCGGAGAGCCACUAGAGAUGGCACAUAAGGUUAAAGUGGUGGUCUUCGAUAAGACAGGGACUGUCACUCAUGGAACUCCAGUGGUCAUGCAGGUCAAAAUCCUUGUGGAGAGUAACCGGAUGCCUCGCAAUAAGAUUUUGGCAUUAAUAGGGACUGCAGAGAGCAACAGUGAGCACCCACUAGGAACAGCUGUAACAAAAUACUGCAAACAGGAAUUGAACACAGGCGUUCUUGGCACUUGCACUGAUUUCCAGGUAGUCCCAGGCUGUGGCAUUAGUUGUAAGGUCACAAAUAUUGGUGCCUUAAUACACAGAAGAGAGAGCAUUGAAGAAAACAAUGUCAGAAACGCAGCUCUUGUGGAAAUGGAGAAGGUGGAGGACUCCAUGCAGCCUGCCUUGAUUAUUGAUGAAGAGUUGCCAAUGACAUGGGAUUCCCACAAGUAUUCUGUUCUUAUUGGCAAUCGGGAAUGGAUGGCCAGAAAUGGUCUUCUUCUCAAAAAUGAAGUUGAUAAUGCUAUGACUGAACAUGAAUGCAGAGGCCGUACUGCUGUUCUUGUGGCUGUGGAUGGGGAGCUGUGUGGCUUAGUAGCGAUUGCUGAUACAGUGAAACCAGAAGCAGAGCUGGCUGUCCACACCUUGAAGGCAAUGGGCUUAGAAGUUGUUUUGAUGACUGGUGACAACAGCAAAACCGCCAGGUCUAUUGCUUCUCAGGUUGGCAUCACGAAGGUGUUUGCAGAAGUACUUCCUUCCCACAAAGUUGCCAAAGUGAAGCAGCUGCAGGAAGAAGGGAAGCGAGUAGCAAUGGUGGGAGAUGGCAUCAACGACUCCCCCGCCCUGGCCAUGGCUGACAUUGGGAUCGCAAUUGGCACAGGCACGGAUGUGGCCAUCGAGGCAGCUGAUGUGGUUUUGAUCAGGAACGAUUUGCUGGAUGUGGUGGCAAGUAUAGAUUUAUCAAGGAAGACUGUUAAAAGGAUACGAAUCAACUUUGUCUUUGCUCUCAUUUACAAUCUCAUUGGCGUUCCUGUGGCUGCUGGCGUCUUCCUCCCAGCUGGUUUGGUUCUUCAGCCUUGGAUGGGCUCAGCAGCCAUGGCGGCCUCUUCUGUCUCUGUUGUGGUGUCCUCUCUUCUGCUGAAAUUCUACAAGAAACCUACACCGGAGAAAUAUGAAGUGCGUGCCUCCAAUCAGACGAGGCUGAAGAGCCCUUCGGAAAUCUGUGUCCAUGUUGGCAUUGAUGACACAGCACCAGAGUCACCCAAACUGAGUCUGAUGGAUCGUAUUGUCAACUACAGCCGAGCUUCGAUAAACUCUCUCCUCUCAGACAAGCGAUCUCUCAGCAGCAUCGUCCUCAAUGAGCCAGAUAAGCAUUCACUUCUCACCGGGGGCUCCCAGGAAGAAGAUGAUACAGUCAUCUGAAAAGACCUUCUCUAUGGAGUGGGCUGGGU